Colletotrichum costaricense is the source of this 1029-nucleotide messenger RNA. Its product is annotated as Hus1-like protein. Gene Ontology annotation, biological process: mitotic intra-S DNA damage checkpoint signaling; double-strand break repair via homologous recombination; mitotic DNA replication checkpoint signaling. Bases 1 to 1029 code for a protein of 342 amino acids. The transcript is spliced from 4 exons. Lineage: Eukaryota; Fungi; Ascomycota; Sordariomycetes; Glomerellales; Glomerellaceae. Gene Ontology annotation, cellular component: checkpoint clamp complex; site of double-strand break; nucleolus. The record is from RefSeq and is a predicted model, not a curated record.
AUGCGAUUCAAAACGGAGCUCAAGAACAUCCGUACCUUUUCCAAGCUCACAGCUGCCCUCAACUCGCUCGAGAAGAUCGCAUGGGUUCGCCUAGACGAUGAAACGGCACGAUUCACCGUCAUUCCCGACACGGGUUCUCAAGUCUGGUCUUCUCUACCCAUGGACUUCAUCUUUGACAGCUACCACAUCCAAUCGGCCGAAGACCACAACACCAUCAACCUUGAGCUACCACUGCAACCUCUCCAACGUGCCCUACGUUCUGCGCUCAACAGCACCUCUGCCUCGUUGCGUCUCACCAAGAAGGAUGGAGUCCCCGUACUGUCCAUGACCAUCACGACCACGACGAACGCCUCCUCGGGGUCAGGUCUCCCAGGCCGCAACGCCGCCUACGCCGGUCUUGAAAAUGAUCCUUUUGACGAGGACGACCAGGGGUUCGCCGCUGAGCAUCUAGAGACGUCUCUGCGCCGCGAGCGCGAGAAGAUCAUCACCCAGGACAUUCCCGUCCGGGUGCUGCAUCCAGAGACGGUAGAGACAAUCAUGCAGCCCACGGUGCGCGAGACAGACGUGCACAUCACCAUGCCGCCUCUGCUCCAGCUCAAGGCCAUCUCGGACCGCUUCACCAAGCUCGCGCUCUCGUCCGGCACAAACUCCCGCGUGAGCCCCAAGCUGGAGCUUAGCGCCAACAUGUUUGGCAACCUGAAGCUGCGGAUCGCCACCGAGGCCGUCGACGUCUCGAGUACAUGGUCGGGACUCGUCAAUCCGGAGUUGGACCCCACGCAGCUGGAGAUGCCCGUUGAAGAGCACCCAAGCGUCAAGUUUAAGGAGGGUGGCCCGGAGAAGUGGGCAACGGUGCGGGUAGAUGGCAAGGACUGGAGCCGGGUGUUGAGUGUAGGGCGGCUCGAGGGGAGAGUCGUUGCUGCAUUCGCAGACGACCAUGCUUUGAUUCUGUAUGUUUACGUGCCGCAGUAUGACGAUGCCACGGCAGACGACGCCGUACUGACCUACUACGUAACAUCGUUCAGCGCAUGA